UUUGGUCUCAGUCUACUUUCUCCCGUCGUCGUUGUCGUCGUCGUCGUGGUCCCUGCAGCAGCAGAACUGACAACGAGAGAGACCACCACAACCUCCUGCCAGAAAAGAGGCCUACACUCAACACGACUUGACCACAGAUUCAUCACCAACAACAUGUAACCGUCUCAUGAGCAGUGGCCACACGUCGAGACUUUGAGCGAGCGUGGAGCGUUGGGCGGAGAUCGGUGAUGAACGACGGAUAGAACAAGAGCUGCACUUUCACCACCACUCCGACUCCGAGGAGGCGACGUCGACGAGGCGACGUCGACAUGACGGCCGCCGUCGCUGAUGUGGUUUCUGGGUGGCCCUGCGCCGCCUGGUUCGCGGGUUGUAGGGAGUCGCGCAAAUUGGUUCUUAUCAUCGUCGCCAUUGCCCUCCUCCUCGACAACAUGCUCCUAACCACCGUGGUUCCAAUAAUUCCGGAAUUUCUCUACAACAUUCGCCACCGUGACGAGGGGAUCACUUACGAGAGCUUCGAAGCGGACUUGGCCCAACAGGCCGCGGCUGCUGCGGCUGCAAGGCUCGCCACCACCACCACGCCGCCAGAAACACUCUUCGUCACCGAAUUUCCGGCCAAUAUGAGCACCAUGUUGGACGCCCCGACUGGUCCAAUCACGACGAAGAAGCCGCGACGGUCCAAGCACGACGAGCUGACGGAUGAAACGGUCGAAGUUGGCGUAAUGUUUGCAUCAAAGGCGUUCGUCCAACUCUUAGCCAACCCGUUUGUGGGUCCCUUAACGAACAGAAUUGGCUACAGCAUCCCCAUGUUUGCCGGAUUUAUCAUCAUGUUUCUUUCCACCAUUAUUUUUGCAUUUGGACGCUCCUACAGCGUACUCUUUCUGGCCAGGGCACUGCAAGGAAUUGGAUCUUCAUGCUCUAGCGUGUCAGGGAUGGGCAUGUUGGCGGAGCGAUUUCCGGACGACAAGGAGCGAGGGAAUGCGAUGGGGGUGGCGCUGGGAGGCUUAGCACUCGGCGUCCUUAUCGGCCCCCCUUUCGGCGGAGUUAUGUAUCAAUUCGUCGGGAAAACGGCACCCUUUCUCAUCCUCGCCUGUCUCGCCCUCGGAGACGGAGUUCUUCAACUCUUGGUCCUUCAGCCUGGAAUUGUUCGUCAAGAGGCGGAGGCCCCGUCCCUCAAGGCGCUCCUCAUGGACCCAUACAUCAUCGUGGCGGCAGGGGCCAUCACAUUUGCGAACAUGGGAAUCGCUAUGUUGGAGCCGUCGCUGCCAAUUCACAUGAUGGACACGAUGAACGCGCCCAAGUGGCAGUUGGGGGCCGCCUUCCUCCCCGCCUCCAUCUCCUACCUCAUCGGAACCAAUCUCUUCGGACCAUUGGGUCACAGGAUUGGCAGAUGGUUGGCUGCCAUGAUUGGACUCAUUGUUAUCGGCAUCUGUCUCCUGUGUAUUCCACUUGCCACGAAUAUCAAUCACUUGAUCGCACCCAACGCCGGGCUGGGAUUCGCCAUUGGAAUGGUGGACUCCUCCAUGAUGCCCGAGCUCGGAUAUCUGGUCGACAUUCGUCACGCCGCCGUCUACGGGUCAGUCUAUGCCAUCGGCGAUGUCGCUUUCUGUCUAGGAUUUGCCAUCGGCCCUGCGAUGAGCGGCACCCUGGUGAAGAACAUUGGCUUUGAGUGGAUGCUGAUCGGGAUUGCCAUCAUUAACUUCAUGUACGCGCCGGCCCUCUUCAUGCUGCGAGCCCCACCCACCAAAGAGGAGCAGAAGAACCUCAUCCUCGGCGAAAAGUCCUCCGUUCGCUACGUCAACUACAAGAAUGACGAAGAGGACCAGGAGUAGAGCAAAAUUCAUGAAGAAUCAUAAUCUCUCCGUAUUUCUUGUAUACGGCAUAUGCAACUUAUUAAAUAUUAUGCAAAUUUAAAUAUUAUGCAAAAUUAGGUAAAUAAUUGCUUCCGCUAUUGUGUGCAUACUUUUAAGGUGAAUACUUAGCUAAUUUAGUAGACGGCAAAGAAAGAGGAUGCUAAAAAUCACAUUUAUGAAACCGUAGCUAAUUUCUUGACUAAUACGUUAGCACAUAUGUAAAUCCUAGAAAUGGUUAAGUCUAGGACGUAAGAAUUAAAUCUUAAUUAGAAAAAAACCCCUGCCGGAUUCUCCUCUCCCUGUUAACUUAGCAAAUAUCGGCCCUAGAUAGAGCGGCGCAGGCCCUUUAAAUUAGCGGCCCUGGUGACACAAGAGACCAAUAAAUAAUCUGAUUAGAAAGUGUAGUGACGCAUGGCGCCGCCGUGUGACCACGACCCUUGCUGUUCUCCCUUCCGAGGACUCUUCGCUAAUUGCGUGGAAGGUGGAAGGAAGCGUCGUGGAGGUUGAGUUGAUCCUGAAAAUUGGGACUCCGCGCAAUUAAUGAAUGGUCCCUUUGAUGGGAGAAAUGCCGCUGCUGCUGAACAAGUUUAGGAACGAUUGUUAUGCGUUUAACGCUUAUGAGAUGUCACGCAGAAUGCAGGAAAAUAUUAGACCAUACUUAACUAACUAGUUAUUAAGGACAACUUAUUUAACGGUACUUAUGUAUAGACUAUGCAAAUUAAUUAGUAAAUUGAUACACUAAAUAGAUUUAGUGCCACAUGGCAAAUUACGGCAUUAAAAAAGAGACAUAAAUUACCAUCAAACCAGCGAAGCCAGCAGAAGACCAAAAAAACUACGUAUUUAAAACCGGACCAGACUUAUCCAAGAUCAUCAUGGAAAGGUUAACGUGUGACCGGACGAGAGCUAAUCACAUAUUUAAUUCAAGUUAAUGUUGUUAGCUUUACAUUUAAAAUAUAGUUACAAUUUCAUCUUAUCAAUCGAUAUCAAUCAAUAUCGAGUAGCUGUACUUUUACUUGCUUUUUAACUAACUUGUCAACUCUUAAUGUAAUCAUUACAAUUCUCUUAAAAAGUAGCAAGUAGAAAAUAAAUAGAUAAAUUAUCAUCUAGUCGAAAUGUAGUCAAAUUUAGAUAAGUAGCUAGAUAAGCACGUAGUCCGUCUAAUCGACACUUCUAUUAUUAUGCAAAGCAAUGACUCUGUACAUAAUUAAUUACGUAAUUAAAGAGUAACUUCUAAAAUACAAUGUAAUCAUUAAUCUUGGCAAUGGAUCAUUAGGCAGUUAUUCGGGAAAUCUUAGUCGUUCGUGAGGGAAUCAUAGAAGUAGUCAUUAAUUAACUGUACUUAGCUAAUUAAUUAAUCAUUCAAGUAUGAAAACUUAAAUUAAAUCAUGUGUAAAUCUUUGGGACCAUUGACCGACUAUAUAUAACCGACACGAUCGGUCGGUUACAGAAAGUGAAACCAGCCACAAUAAGUACGAAAUAUGCAAAAUUUGCACAUGCAAAAAUUAAUAUGACGAGUUUACGACAAUUAUAUUAAACGAGCGGACCAGUUUACACAAAUAAACGCAGGGCAACCGAGAGGGGAACAAGAUGUGACAAAUACACGAAAUUGAUAACUGAUUGACAAAGGAAACAAAAACAAUGAGAUUGAAAUUCACCUGUGAAAUUUGAGAAAUUAAACAAUGGAUAAAAUUAACUUGGUAGGUGAAAUGUUAUGUAAAAAUUUAUGAAUGUGGCGAAAUACUUGUAAAAAAUAUGAAAAAGUUUUAACUAAAAUUCACGGGUUUCAAUAGUGAUUAAAUUCUGGCGUGUUAACAAACAUAUUUAAAUUAAAUAAAAACUUUAUUGCGUAGUCGGUUAUCUGAUAUUUAGAGAGAAAUGGGUGGGUGUGACAAAUAGUUAACUAAUUAUGAAGUAAAAUUUAAUGAUCAUCUGGAAAAUUACGGUGUAAAAUGCAAAUAGUGUAUUAUUCAAUCAAUUAAUGACCGUAGUUUGACUAUAUAUAAAUGUGUAAUUAAUUAUCCACUGGUUUUUGUUUCCAUGGCGACAAGUAUUUUUAAAAGUUAGAAAAAAUGGCUGCUCUAACUUUUACCAGUACGAAACCAUAUUUAUGUAUUCAGAUUUGUACAAAGUCUGUAAGUAAUUUUUAAUUGUGAAUUAUGUUGCAAUUUUUUAGGAAAAGUGAACGUUGCGAAAAGUAGAGUAAAGGGGACGACAAGGGAGAAAAUUGUCUACAAAAUUGUGCUAUUUCGAUUCACAGAAUUUGUACGGAAAUGAAACGAAAACGGGGCAGCAUGAAUUUGUAAAAGAUUUGUUUAUAGAAUUGGCAAUUAAAAUAAUAAGUUACGAAAAUUGGUGAAAAAAUUUAAAGCAUUUUAAUACGUAUUUUUUUGUUUGCAGUUGACUAGGUUACUCUUAAAGUUUAUAAUUAAGCAAAAAUGGAGAAAUUAGUUAUUUCUUGAGUAUUUCAAUAUGUUCAAAAUGAAAAUGUAUUGGUGUUGUGUGGCUAUUAAAUUACAAAAAAUGUGUAAAA
This is a messenger RNA of Folsomia candida, 4380 nucleotides long. It is a transcript of the gene Vmat, whose product is annotated as synaptic vesicular amine transporter. The transcript is spliced from 13 exons. The coding region runs from base 309 to 1829 and encodes 506 amino acids. Gene Ontology annotation, biological process: xenobiotic transport; transmembrane transport; aminergic neurotransmitter loading into synaptic vesicle. The record is from RefSeq and is a predicted model, not a curated record. Gene Ontology annotation, molecular function: serotonin:sodium:chloride symporter activity; xenobiotic transmembrane transporter activity. Gene Ontology annotation, cellular component: terminal bouton; synaptic vesicle membrane. Lineage: Eukaryota; Metazoa; Arthropoda; Collembola; Entomobryomorpha; Isotomidae.